UGGACUUUAAUGUUAUAAACCAUGGCUUUGUCCUUGGGAAAAUGCGCAUGGGUAAAACCCCAAGGUCUGUUCUACAACGUACACCUCAACUAGUCUCGCUGCUUAUCGGUCUCUCUUACCUGCUCAGUGUUUUUCAUACUGGCCCUCGGCUAGCCACCAGACUUAUUCCCGUCCCUGGCGGAAGACAGCACAAUCUCCCCCUCCAGGAUGAGCGUUUCAUCGACCAUGAUUCGUCCAAAUCAUGCGAGACCAUGCCGGUCGCCCGAACCCUCCAGAUGCAACGCAGCGAUUCCAAAGGCCGUCGGUACCGUUAGCGACUCACUCGAGCUGUACAAUCGAACGAGCCUCUUCAGGAACCGGGAAUUGGAUGAUUGUGUAUACUGAAGCUCAAAGGCAGGACGACCCUGGCGGGCAAGGUUGUUGCGCGUCAUGGCAAGAAGUAUCCUAUGACAUGAGUCUUUGGUAGGGCUUUUGAGUGGCCUGGAUAUAUUUUGCGCCCAGGCAGUAUGAUUGGAGGACGCUUUGGUACGAUGUCACAACUUUAGUUGCUGAUGAGCCGCGGUCGCCUGCCUUGG
Molecule: messenger RNA, 575 nt
Organism: Aspergillus uvarum CBS 121591
Lineage: Eukaryota; Fungi; Ascomycota; Eurotiomycetes; Eurotiales; Aspergillaceae
Exons: 1
Coding region: 42-314 (90 amino acids)
Source: RefSeq, a predicted model, not a curated record